CUCGCUGCAGCUUUUAGACGCGACCUGCUCAGCCUCGGUCAACACACUUGUCAUCAUGAUGGAGGAAACGCAGGAGACUGUAGCAGCCGAGUGAAGAGGACUGAACGCUGCGGCUCCGCCACAUCCACACCGUUCAUUUCACCUGGUGCUGUUUAAAAAAGAAACCCGGAUCCGGACUCAGCUCAGCGAGGGCCCCGGAGGACUCAGCCGCAGACAUGAAGCACUUCCUCAGAGUGGUGACCCAGUUCUUCGUGUUCCUCUACUGUAAACUGCUGUGGCGGGGCCUGAAGUUUGUCGCCAGGAAGUUGACGGGACGCUGCGAGCUGCAGAGGAUCUGCUACAACAACAAGCAUGGAGCCCGCAGGACCCUGAAGAUUGAGUCGUCCCUGAGGUACUCCAAGAACGGGCUGCUACAGUCGGCCCUCAGCGUCCAUCCUGAUAAAGUGGACAAAACCAUUGACGACAUCAUGGCCUUGAAGAAGAUCAACCCUGACACCAACCCACAGCUGGGCAUCUCCCUGCAGGCCAGUCUGCUGCAGAUCGUGGGCUACAGGAGUCUGGUGAUGGAGGUGGAGAAGCUGCGCAGGGAGCCGUACGACUGUGAAAACUCGGAGCACGAGGAGAUGCUGAUGAAGCUGUGGAAGGAGCUGCGUCCCGACACACCUCUCACGGGCCGCAUCUCUAAACAGUGGUGUGAGAUCGGUUUCCAAGGCAGCGAUCCCAAGACCGACUUCAGAGGAAUGGGUCUGCUGGGCCUCCAUAACCUGCUGUAUUUUGCAGAACACGACAAGGCCACUGCUCUGCAGAUGCUCAACGACUCCCUGCAACCGAAGCACAAGAGCACAAACCAAAAGCAAAGUGAGAUUAACAAGCCUGAAUGGGAACAGAAGAACCUUGACAAAGCUAUUGGUUACUCGUUUGCCAUCGUGGGCAUCAACAUCACCGACCUGGCUCACUCUCUGCUGGUGAGUGGAGCUCUGAAGACUCACCUGUACAACGUGGCCCCGGAGAUGCCCAGUCUGCCGCACCUCCAGCAGACCUUCUGUUACCUGAUGCAGGAGUUUCACCGCUUCUGGAUCGAGGAGGAUCCCAGCGACAUCAUGGAGUUCAACCGGAUUCGCUCCAAGUUCCACCGGAGGAUCCUGCGACAGCUGAAGAACCCGGACAUGGCUCUGUGCCCCCACUUCGCCGCCUCCGACCUCCACCUGGUCAACCUCUAAACACACACACACACACACACACACUGACACCCCCCCACUGAGCCCAACAGAGGCCUCCCCUCUGUGUCUGCCAUCUGAAAAUCAGAAAUCAGAAAACUGGACACACGUGGGGAGGCUCUGGUCCUUGUCUGCUCCGCCCACCUUGUCCCAGCUAACGUCAUGUCGCGUCACUGCCAACAGCUCACACACACACACCUACACACACACACCUACACACACACACACACACAUGCACUGCCUCUGCGCCCUCACUGCAGCGUCAGACCACCAGCAUCAGAGAUGACCAUAGCGAUUGUAGCUGUGCAUGAGGAGGCUGCACCACACCCCCCACAGACUCAUCGUCACCUGUUGCUUUAAUGAUUCAUGACGAUUGUAUCACAGCCUUUGCACCUCAGUUAAACCUUCUGCUUAUUUUAACAACAAACCAAAUUUUACUUUCCCAGCCAAAAAAAAAUAAUUUAACCUAAGUGAUCAUCAGCUCAGAAUAUUCUGGCAAUCAGCUGCUCGGGUUUUUGUAUUUAAACUGAAGAGCUAUUGAGGAAUAAUGUACAUAAUGAAGUGUGAGAGAGAAGUGAAGCUGGCGCUGAUUCAAUCAAACAUCACAGGGCCGGCUCAGCUCUCCACUCUGCCUGUUUGAGGUCAAUACUACAGAUUGUACUGUAGAUUCUCAUCAUGUCGACACGACAUUAACACCUAAGACUCCUACUUGUUGCCAAAAUACAGUUUAUGGGUUUUUUACCCCCGUCUUUUAUUCAAGAAUGUGGUGUUUCAAUUGAUUCCACGUUCAGAUUUUGUGAUGCUUUCCCUCAAAGUCACUGCUAGGGCUAAGAUUUGCUCUGCUUGUGCUCGAACACGGACUUCAGACAGAUUCCCUGCGCUCUAGCUUCAGCUCUUGGAUUUCUCCUCUACUUUUUCAUUUUGUUUUAUGCCAAAAAGUCCUUCAAUAUUCCCCAGACAACAAUACGUCAGGUGAAGUGACGACGAAUGAAAUUGAGCAUGAGAAGAGCAAAUCAAACCAGAUGAAGCACAAGCAGGAGCCAGUGAAAGCGUCUGAACGUGAAAUCAACGAGUUCCACGCAAAACCACACUCUGUAAUAAAAGUAGGAAAACAAACACAUGCAAACAUCGAAUGUUGAGAACUUUAAAUCACAGCAGCGGUUUGUUUCUCAUGAGCUCAAAUCUAAGUUUUGUAAACCUGUUAAAUGAUGCUCAUAAAGUUUUUUUUCAAAUAACUUGUUUGGUUGAGCUACAGAUUUUAAAUCAGAAGCAAUACUAUUAAUAUUUUGACUCAUUUAUUCCCUUCUACGUAUUUACGCUGAAAAAACAAUUUAAAAUUGUUUUAUGAUUGUUAUUUUUACAGGUUUACAAAAAUCUUUUGCCUUUUUUUGACUCCAUGCAUUUAUUCUGUUACGAAUGUUUCUCACACUCACGAUUGUUUGAUUCUAUUAAUUCCUUCAUUGAAUGUGACACUGUGUCCACUGUUGUAUCAGCCAAAGCAAUAAUUUACAUUCACUCCACCGCACAUCUCUGAGCCUCAGUGUUUUGUUUUGCUUUCUGACUCCGAGCUGGAAUAAUAAUGAUCGGAACAGAAGCUGCUGCUUGUCGUAUUUAUUAGAGAUGAAGUGUAACUGAAACAUUAGCGUAAUUAUGGUGAACACACGUCUGGCUGCUUCUCGUAACGUCCAGGUUUGGAGGGAACAUCUUUGUGAGAGUAAAAACCUAUUUGUCCUCGUCAGUGAGGUCAGACGUCGGGGGCCGAGGGGGAUGAUGGGAACCAGUGAGGUCAUCGUGUUCCGGAGAAUGAAAGUGGUUUCAGAUCUUUUCCACUAUGACGUCAUUUGCUUCAAGUUUAGCUUUUUCUUUCCUCCAGUGUGUUAUAAUGGUUUUUCUGUGACUAUAAAAACCUGAGCUGUGUGAACCACAGCGCCACCCAUUGACCGUACAACAGAAUUACAAUUUAACCCCCGAACACCCAUAUUUAACUCCUGCACUUAUUCUCUCUCAAGCAUCAACCACCAGGACACGUGAAGCUGCUACAGGGAGGUGACCGUGACAAUUUAAAAGGCUAAAGAUGGAAACGUUGACCAGCCACUCAACGUUUCCUGUUCUCUAAGAGGAAUUUACACAGACAGAUGUCACCGUCACUGCCUGUAUCCUUCUUUUCACCUGUUCUCCACCAGUUAUUCAAUUAAGAGGUAAACUGGUUGAUUAAUUAACAGCAGAAAUGUGAGGAAAGUCUAUAAAAAUGGAAGAAAUGUGUUUUUCUUCGUAACUAUCCUGUUAAUUAUCUCGUGACAGCCAUCUUUUUGAACUACAUAUGGUUUACAGCAAAAAUAUAACAAAUAGCAUGCUGACCUAACACAUCACGGGGCAUAAUCUGAAACAGAUAAACCACAUUUCAAUUAACUACUUUCAGAUUUUUAUGUGAAACAUUAUUGAAUUUCACUGAGAAAACCCCCAGAAUCCUUCACUGUCUGCACAGCGUCACUUUGAUUAUUAUCUCAGCUCCGAGUCGCACUUUUGAUUUUCACCGAACGACAAAUGAAACAAAAGCUUAAAUCUGUCUCACGUCUUCUUCUCCUUCACCGUGUUGCUUCUCGCCAACACGAGCGUUGGCCUCGUGUGCGAGAGGCCGACGGCUCCGACUAAUAGUUUUCUCUCUUUUGCUGCCAUGCCUGCACUUGUUGAUUGUGUUUGAAUCGUGUGGAAUAUCUCCGUCUCAUUGAAGUGAAUGUCAACGCUUCUCGUCAGUAUUUACGCAGCCGUUUGCUUCGCUGAAUGUCAGUCGCUGGUUCCAUCUCCUGCUUGCAACUUCUUUUGCUCUGCUAUGGUCAGCUGUGCACUACUGUAAAAAAAAAAAAAAAAAAGAUGCAGUUUCCUUUGUGAUAUAGUGAAUUUAGAAAUUUGUGGUAUUUGGAGUCUGAGGGCCGACGUGUCUCAUGAUCCUUUAGAUGAAGUUAGCUACAUGCUGCUGUAUAUUCUGCUUCGAAGCUGCCUUUAAGACUGCAAUCUGCAUGCUGAUGAUUUUCAGUGUUCUUCAGUAAAAGCCCAACAUACAGUACUCCUGGAUAUUGUACCGAUGUGCUUCGUUUGUCUGUGUUGUCCUUUUUGAGAACACAAUAAAAAACUGAUCAUUGA
Hippoglossus stenolepis (Pacific halibut) is the source of this 4358-nucleotide messenger RNA. RefSeq names its product ELMO/CED-12 domain containing 1 (gene elmod1). The transcript is spliced from 12 exons. Gene Ontology annotation, molecular function: GTPase activator activity. Bases 216 to 1220 code for a protein of 334 amino acids. The record is from RefSeq and is a predicted model, not a curated record. NCBI's taxonomy places the organism in Eukaryota, Metazoa, Chordata, Actinopteri, Pleuronectiformes, Pleuronectidae.